Penaeus chinensis is the source of this 1242-nucleotide messenger RNA. RefSeq lists its product as uncharacterized. The record is from RefSeq and is a predicted model, not a curated record. The transcript is spliced from 2 exons. Bases 1 to 1242 code for a protein of 413 amino acids. Lineage: Eukaryota; Metazoa; Arthropoda; Malacostraca; Decapoda; Penaeidae.
AUGAAGAACAAGUCAGCAGGCACAUCGGAGGUGGUGGUAGCGAUGUCGGAUGCCUUGGGGAGUGAAGGUGCAAUGUGGACCCAUCAGAUCUUAGAAAAGCUUUGGAAUGGAGAGAAUAUCCCAGAAGAUUGGAGGACAAGCAUACUAGUGCCAGUGUAUAAAGAGAAAGGCGAUGUAUUAGAAUGUGGGAACCACCGUGGUAUCAAGCUCUUGGAACACCUCUUGAAAGUUGAGGAAAAGAUCCUGGACCAGAAGAUGCGAGAAGUGAUGGUUAUAGGAAACAUGCAGUUUGGCUUUAGACUGGGGAGAGGCACGACAGAUGCUGCAUAUGGUAGAGAACUGGACUACUGGUGUCUAUGGAAGAAAGGAGUUCCAGAGGACCUCAUUAACAUCGUGAAGGAUACCUACAAGAGUGUAACCACAAAGGUCAGAACGUCACAGGGAACAUCGGAAGAAUUUGAAGUGAAAGUCGGCCUUCACCAAGGAUCAAGCCUGAGCUCACUCCUGUUCAUCAUAGUUAUCGACGUGGUGAGCGAGGAGUGUAGAAGAGGAUUGCUCUGGGAAAUGUUAUUCGCCGGUGACUUAGUCAUUUCAGCGACGGGUGAAAAGAACUUGGAAACAAAGCUCAGGAAGUGGAAGAAGGCACUCGAGGGUCGAGGGCUAAAAGUGAACAUGAAGAAGACUGUCGUCAUGAGAAGCAGCAAAGGAGCAAGAAGAAAGAUAAACACCAAAGAGGAGAGCAGCGCAAAGUACGACCAAGUUUAUAAGUUCAAGUAUUUCGGCAGCACGAUGGCAAGUGAAGGAGGAUGUGAGGGAGCAGAGAAAGACCGUGUGAAGGCGGCGUGGGCCAAGUGGCGAGAGGUUUCUGCCGUGAUGUGCGACAAAAAGUUACCAGCCAAGCUGAAGUCUAAAAUGUACAAAACUGUGAUAAGACCUGUGUUAUUGUACGGAGCAGAAAUUUGGGCCUUAGGAAAGAAAGAAGAGAGCCUGCUACAGAGAACGGAAAUGAGAAUGCUGAGGUGGAUGUUGGGAAUCAGUCUAAGAGAGCAGAGAACAAACGAAGAUGUGUUAGCUGAAGCAGGAGUCACAAGCAUUAGUAGCAAGACCGAAGAAGCAAGACUCAUAUGGUUCGGCCACGUGAAGAGAAGGGUGAGGAAGAAGGCAUACGGAAAGCGAUGGAUCUGCCUAUCCCUGGAAAGCGGAGCAGAGGUAGACAAAGAAAGAGGUGGCUGGAUUGUGUGA